AUGGCGGCCCAGAGAGCUUGCUCAACCGCUCCAGGGUUCGCGCCUCGUCGAUGUUCCUUUUUGAGGCAGACCAUCCAGUUCGAGGGCGACGGCUUAGACCGUGGGGGUGGCGCCGACGACGACGACGACGUCAUCUUGUCGGGUCGCCGCAUUGUCACGGCGCCAGGAACGCCUCGCAUGGUCGAGCUGAUCGAGCAGGGGCCGCUGGACCACUUGGAGGAUCAUCCCGAGGUCGAGCCCCAUAUCGAAUCGGUAAAGGAGGCUGCUGUCGACCAGAUGGCGAUGACCACGGCGCGGUGCGUUGCCAGCUGCCAGCCGGUGCCCGGCCGCACGGGGGGUGAGACCCCUGGACGGACCAGGACCCGUGGCGGCGGCCAGCGUUCGUGCCGUUUGGCGCGGAAUGGGAUGUGGGCCCAGAUCUGCCCGGGACACCUCCGAGUGGGCGGCCGGGUGCGCCGCGCCGCGGUCGGCGCCCUGGUCCAACCAGCCGCCGCGCGGGCGGCCGCAGGCCGCUGGCGAGCUGGUGCUGCUCCCCUGAUGGGCACGGUGGCCUGCAUGCGGGAUGAAAGCAUGAUUCUACACUCGAUGCCGAAUCUACUGGGUGUGGAUAGCGUGCUUGAAGCAGGGAGAUCGAUGAAGUAG
Messenger RNA from Prorocentrum cordatum, 642 nucleotides. Lineage: Eukaryota; Dinophyceae; Prorocentrales; Prorocentraceae. The record is from the annotation of a GenBank genome assembly.